AUGGUUCUCGAAUAUGCAGAAAAUGGUAACCUUAAUAAUUGGGUAAAUAAAAAUUAUAAAAAUUUUUCUUGGUUACGUAGACUCAAUAUAUUACAAAAUAUUAUUAAAGGACUUAAAGAAAUUCAUCGAAAAGGAUUAGUACAUCGUGAUUUUCAUACAGGAAAUAUAUUACUAAUGACCAGUAAUUUUGGUAAUGACAUAUCAUUUAUUUCGGAUAUGGGAUUAUGUGGAGAAGUUGGUAAUAUGGAUGAAACAAAAACAAAUAUUUAUGGAGUUAUGCCUUAUGUAGCCCCUGAAGUAUUAAGAGGAAAACCUUCUACUCAUUCGGCAGAUAUAUAUAGUUUUGCUAUGAUUAUGUAUUUUGUAGCAGCUAGAAAACAACCUUUUGUUGAUCAUGCUCAUGAUAAUGUUUUAGCAUUAGAUAUAUGUAAUGGAAUUAGGCCUGAAAUAAAUGAACAAGAAGCACCAAAAUGUUAUAUUGAUUUGAUGAAUAAAUGUUGGGAUUCAAAACCGCAAAAUAGACCAAAUGCUAUUGAAAUAGAUAAAUUGAUCUUAUCAUUUCGUGAUAAUUUUAUUGCGGGAAAGGGAUUCGACCUUCGGCCAAUCAUUCCGAAACGAAACUCUGGUCGAAAGUCGAAAACUGAGCCGAAAUUUUCUGGCCAGCAUUAUUGAAUUUCGGCCCGCAUUACAAGUUUGUGUAACAUUUAUGUAACACAAAAUUCCAUCGAAGCGAAAUUUUCCUUGUGUAACAUUCUUACCUGGUGGCUAAACUUUUAUCCGAAGUCACGCGGGCAUAAUUCUGGCCGGCACUACAAUGUUGGCC
This is a messenger RNA of Rhizophagus irregularis DAOM 181602=DAOM 197198, 823 nucleotides long. The record is from RefSeq and is a predicted model, not a curated record. NCBI's taxonomy places the organism in Eukaryota, Fungi, Glomeromycota, Glomeromycetes, Glomerales, Glomeraceae.